Quercus lobata is the source of this 2299-nucleotide messenger RNA. Its product is annotated as S-type anion channel SLAH2-like. Gene Ontology annotation, biological process: intracellular monoatomic ion homeostasis; transmembrane transport. Gene Ontology annotation, cellular component: membrane. The transcript is spliced from 6 exons. The record is from RefSeq and is a predicted model, not a curated record. Gene Ontology annotation, molecular function: voltage-gated monoatomic anion channel activity. NCBI's taxonomy places the organism in Eukaryota, Viridiplantae, Streptophyta, Magnoliopsida, Fagales, Fagaceae. Bases 276 to 2108 code for a protein of 610 amino acids.
CAGGGCCUACAUUAGACUAUAUAUGCUGUUUCCUAUGGUUGGUAGACGUGUAGUUACGCUUAUUUGUUUUCUUAAACCGCAUAUUAUUUUUUUCUUUAGCCCAAAUAUGGCCUUCUUCUGAACUAUCUAGUGACUCAUCUGCUCGAGAGAAGAGAAAAGGAUUCAACAUCUUUGGUGCUUGAGUGCAACUUGGAGUUUUGCUGCAUGAAAACCAAGGAGUGCAUAAGUAGAAACCAUUUUUGAUAUAGCAGUAACUUCGAGGUGUUUUUCUUAACAUGGAAGACAACACACAUAUCGGUUCUGCACAGCAGAAUUCCACUGAAGUCCCAUCUCUCCUCAACUAUAUAUCAUCAAAUAAAGUAGCUGGCUUUGAUGACAUUAAUAUAUCUAGCUCCACAAAUGAUCAGUGUCAGACAAGCGAAUAUGGAUCUUUCAGUCCAACAACUAAUGGCAUUGAGUCUGAACCCAUUCAACGUCAUCAAAGGGUACCUUCUAUUUCUAUUAGCACGCCUGCAUCUCCUGUGAAUGCUCACUUACCGACCACCAAAAGAGUUCUCUUUAGCGGCGAAACAAUUAUUAGGGAUGGAUUUCCAGACUCUUUUGGUGUACCCAAGACUGCUAGCAGCAAACCAUCAAAAUAUUCAAAGUAUCAUUCUCAGCCAAUUGUUACAGGCCCUGCAUUUAAGGAGGCAAUUACUGAUGGAAAAUUUGCAUACCACCCAAGUAUUAAAAGGAUAAAGGACAAUAGAUUUGAUUCUUUCAAAACAUGGUCAGGGAAACUUGAGAGGCAGCUCACACAACUACGUGGAAAGUUGCCACGGGAAGCUGGACCCAAGGAUGACAUAGUGCAUAAAACAGAAUUUGAAAGGAAUUUGCCUGUGGACCGAUACUUUGAUGCCUUGGAAGGGCCAGAGCUGGACACUGUUAAGGCUUCAGAGGAAAUACUGCUUCCAAAUGAUGAUUUAUGGCCAUUUUUUCUACGGUUUCCCAUCUCUUCAUUUGGUAUCUGUCUUGGUAUUACCAGCCAAGCAAUUAUGUGGAAAUCUCUGGCCACCACUGCCUCCACAAAGUUUCUCCACAUAAGUCUGACAGUAAAUCUCAUUUUAUGGUGCAUCUCUAUUGCUCUUGUAGCAACUGUUGCUUCCAUCUACCUUCUAAAAGUGAUUUUCUACUUUGAAGCAGUUCGUCGUGAGUACUACCACCCUAUCCGUAUCAACUUUUUCUUUGCCCCAUGGAUAGCCCUCUUGUUUUUAGCUCUUGGAGUGCCACCUUCAGUUGCUAAAAACCUGCCUCAACCUCUUUGGUAUGUUCUCAUGACACCAAUUUUCUUUCUCGAGCUUAAGAUCUAUGGACAGUGGAUGUCAGGAGGCCGAAGGAGGCUAUCAAAGGUGGCCAAUCCUUCAAACCAUCUCUCCGUUGUUGGAAAUUUUGUGGGGGCAUUACUAGGUGCAUCGAUGGGUAUAAAAGAAGGGCCUAUAUUCUUCUUUGCUAUUGGGUUGGCUCACUACAUAGUUCUAUUUGUAACUCUCUACCAGAGGCUUCCAACAAAUGAGACACUUCCAAAAGAGCUACACCCUGUAUUCUUUCUGUUUGUGGCAGCACCAAGCGUUGCUUCAAUGGCAUGGGCAAAGAUUCAAGGAACCUUUGACUAUGGUUCACGGAUUGCUUACUUCAUUGGCCUGUUCCUUUAUUUCUCACUGGCAGUUCGGCUUAAUUUCUUCCGAGGAUUCACGUUUUCGAUGGCAUGGUGGGCCUACACUUUUCCAAUGACUGGCGCUGCCAUUGCAACCAUUAGGUACUCAAAUGAAGUCACAAGUGUGUUGACUCAAGCCCUGUCUGUCAUCCUCUCCGCCACUGCUACGCUUACAGUUACGGCUCUACUUAUAACAACUAUCUGGCAUGCCUUCAUUCUCCAAGACCUUUUUCCUAAUGACCUUGCUAUUGCCAUCAGUGAGACACAGCCAAAACCACACAGGAAAUGGUUUCAUCUAGGACACGGUAGCUCAGAUGACAAAGAUGAUGAAAAUUUCUUAAAAUUUAGAGGCUCAGAUGGCAAUGAUUUAGAGGCCUCUACAAAACCUCCAAGCUCUGAGAGAGGUGAAGCUUAAGCUUGUACUAUGAGGUCCAUUUUUCAACGGACUUAAGAAGUUGGUGACAUUCAAUGAGUGUAUGGCUACUCAGACAUGGGAGGAACAAAAUAUAGAGUUUUGAAAGUUCCCGUGAACAUGUGUAGUGUAAUGAAAGUUUCUUUACUAAGAGGAGAGUGAUGUGUAAACAAUAGCUAAGUAUUGUAACAGAU